Messenger RNA from Ctenocephalides felis (cat flea), 3336 nucleotides. RefSeq lists its product as uncharacterized. The transcript is spliced from 3 exons. Gene Ontology annotation, molecular function: nucleic acid binding. The record is from RefSeq and is a predicted model, not a curated record. Bases 1 to 3336 code for a protein of 1111 amino acids. Gene Ontology annotation, biological process: DNA integration. Lineage: Eukaryota; Metazoa; Arthropoda; Insecta; Siphonaptera; Pulicidae.
AUGAUAAAAGGUAUUAAAAGCAUGUUUGACAAUAGAUUCGCGGAGUACGAAAAGGUUAGGGCAGCCAUCCACGACUCGCUUGACGAGCAGGAUGAAGAUGUUUUAAUAGAUAAUCUUUACCUAAAGCUAACCAUUAAAUUCACGCAUCACAUAGACAAUUCAAAUAGUACACAAAAUAAUAGUAAAAAUUGUGUUAAUUCAGCCAUAAAAUUACCGAAUAUUCAAAUUCCAACUUUUGAUGGUAAAUAUAAUAAGUGGAUUAGUUUUAGAGACUUAUUUACAUUCACAAUCCACAAUAAUAUUACUUUAUCGGAUGUCAAAAAACUGUACUAUUUGAAAUGUCAUGUGUCGGGAGAAGCUGCCACUAUAAUUAAUAAUAUAGCCCUCACUGACAAUAAUUACUCUGAGGCAUGGGCUUUGUUAUCUGCAAAAUUUGAAAACACGUGUAUAAUUGCCUAUUCACAUUUACAAAAAAUUAUGGAUAUUCCAACGUGUUCGAAAGUUUCGAGAUUUUGGGAGAUAGAAGAGAUUAAUCACGAGGAAAUUCCAAACUUAGACGAUAGUUUAUGCGAAGAGAAUUUUGUAAAUAACGUAACUAUAAAUAUAAAUGGUCGAUACACCGUAGCAUUACCAUUAAAACCAAAUGCUUCGACAGCUAUAGGCAAAUCAUUGCAACAAGCAAAGCUUACUUAUGGAACUGCUUGUGCGCCAUAUUUGGCUAUUCGUUGUCUGAAUCAACUCGUAUUAGAUGAGGGAGAGAGCUUUCUUUUAGCUUCACGCGCUGUCCAACACGAUUGCUACGUGGAUGAUAUUAUUUCGGGUGCAAAUUCAUUAGAAGAGGCAAUAAAGUUAAAGGAGGAACUAAUACAACUUUUUAAUCGUGGCAAUUUUCAAUUGCAUAAAUGGACUGCUAACAACAGUAGCAUUAUUGAUUCCGUUCCCUUACAAAAUCUCAAAACGAAUGCGUUCAAUUUAACCGAUAAUAAAAAUAUAAUUAAGGCUUUGGGUUUACUGUGGGACCCCAAGAAAGAUGUAUUUCAAAUCUCUUCAAAUGCUUCAAUUCCAUCAUCACAAAGAACAAAGCGCGCCAUUUUAUCAUCUAUUGCCAAAAUUUUCGACCCUCUUGGCCUUAUUUCGCCUUGUGUAGUUUUAGCUAAAUUAAUAAUGCAAGAUAUAUGGCAGCUAAAAACCGAUUGGGAUGAAGUUGUUGAUAGCACUAUUAUGAACCGUUGGCUCGAUUUUGAAAAUAAUAUAAUACACAUACAAAAUAUAAUCAUUCCGCGUCCGUUAUUUGAAUUAGACAAAAUUGAUCGGAUUGAAAUUCGUGGUUUUUGCGAUGCCUCCAUGAAAGCUUACGGAGCUUGUUUAUACAUUAAAACUAAUUAUCAUAAUAGGAAGCCUACAGUACGCUUAUUAUGCUCAAAAUCUAGAGUGGCUCCGCUUAAAUCGAUAACCUUACCUCGGCUUGAACUCUGCGCUGCACUAUUGUUAACAAGAUUAUACAAAAAUACCGUUAAGUCUUUGAAUUUCAAAGUAGAUAAUAAUUAUUUUUGGAGUAAUUCAAGUAUUACCUUGUGUUGGAUCAUCACGCGGCCAGAAAAAUUAAAACAGUUUGUAGGAAACAGAGUAGCGGAAAUACAAACUCUUAAUAAUAUAAUAUGGCGACAUGUACCGACAACGGACAAUCCGGCCGAUUUCAUUUCGCGCGGUAUUUACGGUCAUAAGUUAAUAAACAUGGACUUGUGGUGGUAUGGUCUAGCAUGGCUUAAAUUUGAAACUGACUCCUGGCCGUCAAUUUUUAAAGUAACGGAUAAUAUCAAUUUUGAAGUUCCCGAACAAACAAUUCAAAGAAAAAUAAAUACUUGUGCACAGAGGAUGGACGACAUGUUCCUACGAUUUUCUUGUUUUAAUAAACUCCAACGCGUAAUGGCUUAUUGUAUUAGGUUUAUUAAAAACUGCAAGAAUACGACUGUCGGACCGCUGACAGUAACCGAAUUACAAGAAUCAUUACACCAUAUUGUUAAAAUCGUUCAAAAACAAAAUUUUGAACACAUUCUCAAAUAUUUGAACAGCGGGUCUGCUUUUUUAGGAUUAAAUCUAGAUCUAGAGUCUAUUACGCGUUGGGGUCGAAUACAAAUGGCAAACAUAGAAUAUGAACAAAAGUUUCCAUUGUUAUUACCAGCCGAUAAUCAUUUAACAAAUUUAAUUUUAAAACGAGAACAUGUCUGUUUUUUGCAUGUCGGUCCACAGACCGUUCUAGCUAAUGUUAGACUGCAGUUUUGGCCAAUCAAAGGUAGAAUCGCAAUAAAACGUAUAAUCAAAAAUUGUGUGCGCUGCUUUCGUUUUAAUUCUACUAGUUCUCAGCAGAUAAUGGGAAAUCUAACAAUUGAACGAGUAACCAUAGCUCGUCCUUUUUUAAAUGCCGGAGUAGACUAUGCAGGCCCAAUCAAUUUGCGUACAAGUCGGCUACGAAAAGCACCGCAAAUGAAGGGCUACAUAGCACUUUUUAUUUGUUUUAGUACAAAAGCCAUACAUCUGGAACUAGUUACCAGUUUGACAACCGACGCAUUUAUAGCUGCUUUGAAACGUUUUAUCUCGCGCAGAGGCAAAUGCAGUAAAAAUUUUUCUGACACUGGUACAAAUUUCAUAGGCGCUAGGCACGAGUUACAUAAACUGUAUAAUUUGUUUAAAAAUGAGCAUAGCAGAAACGAGGUGAUUAACGCGGCUGCCGUAGAGGGCAUUGAGUGGAAAUUUAAUCCACCCAACGCACCACACUUUGGUGGUUUGUGGGAAAGCGCGGUAAAAUUAAUUAAGCAUCAUUUGCGAAAAGUAGUGGGAGAAACUUGUCUAACUUACGAAGAAUUUUCCACGGUUUUAACCCAAAUAGAAGCAAUAGUUAAUUCAAGGCCAAUUACAAGUGUUUUUGAUGAUAGUAAUGAACCCACGUUUUUAAGUCCCGGACAUUUUUUGAUAGGUGAAGCACUUACCGCAUUUCCGGAACCCAGCUUAAUCGACGUGACGUUAAGUAGAUUAUCACUUUGGCAACAACUUAAUCAAUUAAAAGAUAAAUUUUGGAAACGUUGGUCCAUAGAGUAUCUCGGUCAGCUUCAGAGUCGUUACAAAUGGAAAACUUCCUCAAAAAAUUUCAAAAUAGACGACAUAGUUCUUUUAAAGGAAGAUAAUUUACCUCCAUUAAGCUGGUUACCGGGUCGCGUUAUAGGCAUUGCAAUCCGCAAAGUUAAAAAUGUGAGAGUAGCUACAGUAAAAGCAAAAAAUGGCAUAUUUAUAAGGCCAAUUGUUAAAUUGUGCCCCUUACCGGUAGGAGAUGUAGAAUAG